AUUUUUAUCUGAUGGUAAGCUCAACAUCCAAGCGAAUUAGUGCCAAUUAUGAAGCUAUGAUAUAUGAACAACUUAUUUAGAAAAUUAUCAUUAUAUUUUGACUGCAGAGGGAAAGUCACAUUAAAAUUGAAAGUAUGGAUUUAAAUGAAAUGGUUUCCACCAGUGUUUCCUUUGAUGAUGAUGAUUCUGGCCUUGGCAUGGACUUUGAAGAAUAUGAUAGCCCCUCAGAACUGAAUUGUGAGUUAAAUACUCUGACUUCACAAGAACUUUUCGACAUCGAGGACAAUCCAAGAAACUCCGACGUUCGAAAUUUAUUCAACGAAAGUGAUACAUACUGCCAAUCUUAUACAUCAUCUAUAAAAAGAGGAAGGGAAUAUGAUGCUAAAGACAAUACCUUUAAACGCCCCAAAGUAUUUGAUGGACGAAAACCAUUCACAAAGUCAUUGUCUUUUGGGGAUGAACCACAAUUCGUAUCAUCAGAGGAUGUCUAUACCACAGUUAAUAGAGCUUUAGAUAGAGACGACUUAAUCGCCGAUGGUACAGGACAUUACACAUUACCAACUGUUACAGGAAAACAUUCGGAUCUCAAGAGCAUAUCAUCAGAAACAAUGAAAAAUAUAUUGGUAGGAAAAUAUGACGGCAUUAUAAACAGUUAUUGCGUUAUUGAUUGUCGGUACCCCUUUGAAUACGAAGGUGGACACAUACAGGGAGCAAUUAAUUUACCCACCAGAGAAAUGAUCUCGGAGUUUGUCAACGCCCAGUUAUCAGACAGGCCACAGAUCCUCAUAUUCCACUGUGAAUUCUCAUCAGAAAGGGGACCAAAGUUAUGUAGAUUUCUCAGAAAUACCGAUAGACAGCUAAACGGUGAUAUGUAUCCUCAGUUGUAUUACCCAGAAGUCUACAUUCUUGAUGGUGGUUAUAAAGAAUUCUACCACAACGGCAAGGAAUUAUGUCUCCCAAGGAAUUAUAUACCAAUGUUACACGAAGACUAUACUGUAGAGGUACGCCAUUUCAGGUCAAAGUCCAAAUCAUGGGCUUCCGGAGAACGAAGACGUUGCCCACAACGUCUUUUCUAGUCAAACAAGCUCAAUAGUUCUAGUCAUAUUGUUAUUGCAUAGUUGUUACUGUAUAGUUGUUAUAAUUUAUUAUAAUUGUUAUAAAUUAUUGUUCCGGUUAAAUAUGCCUGAAAUAAAACAUAUAUUUGUGUACUAU
Molecule: messenger RNA, 1212 nt
Organism: Mytilus trossulus (common blue mussel)
Lineage: Eukaryota; Metazoa; Mollusca; Bivalvia; Mytilida; Mytilidae
Product: M-phase inducer phosphatase 1-like
Exons: 9
Coding region: 135-1076 (313 amino acids)
Biological process (GO): G2/M transition of mitotic cell cycle; protein dephosphorylation; positive regulation of G2/M transition of mitotic cell cycle
Cellular component (GO): cytoplasm; nucleus
Molecular function (GO): protein tyrosine phosphatase activity
Source: RefSeq, a predicted model, not a curated record